Molecule: messenger RNA, 817 nt
Organism: Prosopis cineraria
Lineage: Eukaryota; Viridiplantae; Streptophyta; Magnoliopsida; Fabales; Fabaceae
Product: sterol carrier protein 2
Exons: 4
Coding region: 190-573 (127 amino acids)
Cellular component (GO): cytosol
Source: RefSeq, a predicted model, not a curated record
UCUGGACCCGAGACACGUCAGCAAAAACACCACAGUCAGAUACGUGAGGAUUUCCUCACCCGAUCCUGAUCUGCUGAACUAAAUUGUCCCGUCUCUCCACCGGUCUCAUUUAUGAUUAUGAAAUAAGAAAACUUCGAGUGUUCAUCGCAAGGAAGUUUGGAGAAGAGCAGGUAGCGACCGGCCAAGGUAAUGGCUAAUUCCGCCACCAAUUCGGAGCUCAAGUCCGAUGCUAUUAUGGAGCAGAUGAAACAACAUCUGUCCACCGACGCCGGCAAACAGCUUAUCAGCAAGAUUGGCCUUGUCUAUCAGAUUCAGAUUGGCCCCAAGAAACUUGGAGUCGAUGAGGUCAUCUACACUGUUGAUCUCAAGAAAGGGGAGGUCAAAAGAGGGCCAUACGAAGGAGGGAAGCCUGAUGCAACAUUUUCAUUUAAGGAUGAGGAUUUUGUGAAAGUUGCAUUGGGGAAAAUGAAUCCACAGAUGGCUUUUAUGAGGGGUGCAAUGAAGAUUAAGGGAAGUUUGAGUGCUGCCCAGAAAUUCACGCCAGAUAUCUUCCCAAAGCCUUCCAAGAUGUGAGAAAAGAUGCCACUGACUCCGUGUACCGGAUUUCUACAUUAUCCUCCAGCACCAAUCAAAGAUAGUAGAUAGCUUAUAAGCUAAAUAUAUGCAUUCAUAGGACAAUGGAUGGCUCAUAAAUGUAUUUCUGUUCUUAAGUAUGUUGAGGUUAUCAUUUGCAAAUUUGCCCAAAGCUUUAAGUAGUAAAAUUUCUGUUAAUAUGAGAUCUUAAAUAUUAAGAUUGGAUUGUAAUUUUUUGGUGCUA